This is a messenger RNA of Owenia fusiformis, 7519 nucleotides long. Lineage: Eukaryota; Metazoa; Annelida; Polychaeta; Sabellida; Oweniidae. The record is from the annotation of a GenBank genome assembly.
AUGGUUAGCGUGCCUGGCUUCCAUAGUCUAGCAACAACAACAUCUACAAGUACAACAACUACCACUACUACGACCACCACCCCAGCACCUACAACAACAGUACCUGAAAUAUCAUGUAGAGGGACGUCUGAUGUCGUUUUUGUGAUUGAUUCAUCUGGUAGUGUUGGAGAAGAAAACUAUAAAUUCAUUAGGGAUUUCAUCGUGAAUAUAGCAUUUACACUAGACAUCAGUUCGAAUCAGACCAGAGUGGCUGCAAUUAUAUUCCAUAAUGAGGCUGAAGUAAUAUUCCAUUUGAAUAGAUACACAAAUCGAGAAGAUGUUAUUUCUGCUCUGCGUAACCUACCUUAUAACGCAGGCUCCACAGCCACAAAAGAGGGUCUAGAAAGUCUAAUGAGUGACAUGUUCCAAGAGGCAAAUGGUGAUAGAAGUAACGUUCCAGAUAUUGCUAUAGUGGUUACCGAUGGAGCUGCAAAAACUGGAAAUCCGAUACCAGCAGCAAACGCAGCUAAAGCUGCUGGUGUUGUAAUGUUUGCUAUUGGAAUAAAAACAGCGGAACUUAACAUAGAUGAAGUAAAUGGCAUAGCUAGCGAACCAACAGACAUUUAUGCGUCAGUUGUUGACGAUUUCUCAGGUUUAUCAACGAUAGCAGAAACCAUUGCUGAGAAGUCAUGCAUCCAAACAAUAGAUUGUGCUGAUGGACGUCUUGAUGUCGUGUUUGUCAUUGAUGCUUCUGGAAGUACUGGUGAGGACAAUUACGUACUGGUUCUCAAUUUUGUGAAGGAUGUUGUGUCAGACAUGAACAUAGGUGAUGAUGGUAUACGAGUUGCUGCUCUGUCAUUUUCUGAUGGUGCCUCCUUGAAAUUUGAUCUAAAUGACUACAACACAAAUGAAGCAGUUAUAGCUGCCAUUAAUGAAAUAGCUUAUGAAGCUGGGUCAACAGACACCAUAGCAGGUAUAUCGAUGAUGAGAGAAAUAUAUAGUUCACCAACUCGUGGAAAUCGAGAAGGCGUACAAGAUGUUGCCAUUGUCAUAACUGAUGGUGCUGCUAAAACUGGUGACCCAGUUCCACUUGCAAGUGCCGCAAAAGCCGAUGGAAUAAUAAUUUACUGCAUCGGUGUGCAAACUGCAGAGCUGAAACUAGAAGAAGUAAAUGGUAUUGCCAGUAACCCAGAUAGUAAAUAUGUAGUUAUUGUGAGCGACUUUGAUGGACUCCAGACUGUCGCAGAUGAAUUGAGCAGAUCUACAUGUAGCGAACCAACAACAACAACAUCUACAAGUACAACAACUACCACUACUACGACCACCACCCCAGCACCUACAACAACAGUACCUGAAAUAUCAUGUAGAGGGACGUCUGAUGUCGUUUUUGUGAUUGAUUCAUCUGGUAGUGUUGGAGAAGAAAACUAUAAAUUCAUUAGGGAUUUCAUCGUGAAUAUAGCAUUUACACUAGACAUCAGUUCGAAUCAGACCAGAGUGGCUGCAAUUAUAUUCCAUAAUGAAGCUGAAGUAAUAUUCCAUUUGAAUAGAUACACAAAUCGAGAAGAUGUUAUUUCUGCUCUGCGUAACCUACCUUAUAACGCAGGCUCCACAGCCACAAAAGAGGGUCUAGAAAGUCUAAUGAGUGACAUGUUCCAAGAGGCAAAUGGUGAUAGAAGUAACGUUCCAGAUAUUGCUAUAGUGGUUACCGAUGGAGCUGCAAAAACUGGAAAUCCGAUACCAGCAGCAAACGCAGCUAAAGCUGCUGGUGUUGUAAUGUUUGCUAUUGGAAUAAAAACAGCGGAACUUAACAUAGAUGAAGUAAAUGGCAUAGCUAGCGAACCAACAGACAUUUAUGCAUCAGUUGUUGACGAUUUCUCAGGUUUAUCAACCAUAGCAGAAAACAUUGCUGAGAAAUCAUGCAUUCAAACCAUAGAUUGCAGCUCAGAUCAGUUGGACAUCCUCUUUGUUAUUGAUGCCUCAGGCUCGAUUACUCAGGCUAACUUUGGAAAAAUUUUGGAAUUCAUCCGAAAUGUGAUUUCUGGGUUUACAAUUGAUUCCGAUAAUAUACGAAUAGGAGCUCUUACAUUCUCAUCGGGUGCAAAGGUAGAAUUUCAUCUUGGACAAUAUGAUACAACAGUUAAUAUAGACUUAGCAGUGAGUGAAAUACCAUAUGCUGCUGGAUCCACCGAUACUAAAGAAGGCCUACAGCUUAUGAUAGAAAUGUUUUCUAGUGGGGGGAGACUGGAUGCACAGGAUAUUGGAAUUGUUAUAACUGAUGGUGCAUCGAAAUCUGGGGAUCCUCGUGAAACUGCUGCCGCCGCUAAAACCAGUGGUGCUGUCAUUUACACCAUAGGUGUUCAAACUGAAGAACUUAAUAUCGAGGAGAUUAAUAGUAUAUCGAGCAACCCUGAUACUAGAUAUACUCGUGUUAUAAAGAACUUUGAUGAAUUUGAUUCCAUAGUUGAUGAUAUCACAGUUGGAACAUGUGGAUCACCAGUUACAACCUCAUCCACAACUACUACAACAACAACUACGACGACGACGACAAAGCCUCAGACAACAACAUCAGGUCAAUGCAUAGAUAAUUUGGCUGAUAUUGUCUUCGUCAUUGAUGCAUCUGGAAGUAUUGGCAACACUAAUUUCAGAAAGGUUCUAAACUUUAUAAUUGGAGUAGUUGACGAAUUAGAUAUCAGUAAUCAGAAUGUAAAUAUCGGUGCACUAAGUUUUGCCGAUGGUGCUACUACUCACUUCGAUUUGAAAGAUUACAAAACAAAAGACGAUGUAAAAGCUGCUAUCAAUUUAAUACCAUAUGCAGCCGGAUCAACUGACACACUUGCUGGAUUAUCUGUAAUGAGGACAAUGUUUGUAAGAUCCAAGGGGGAUCGUCAAGAUGUACCCAAUAUUGGCAUAAUCAUUACUGAUGGUGCAGCCAAAACAGGAGAUCCUAUACCAGAGGCAACAGCUGCAAAGAAUGAUGGAAUAAUUUUGUUUUGUAUUGGUAUCAGAACAGUCGAACUCAAAGAGGACCAGGUUAAUGGAAUAGCUAGUGACCCUGACUCCAUUUAUGCCCGCUUUGUCGACGACUUUGAUGCCCUUAAUACUAUUGUUGACGAAAUUGCAAGUGGCUCAUGUGGGGCUCCUUCUACAACAACGACAACAUCAACUACUACAACAACAAUAGCCACAACAACAACAACCACAACUCCCGCCCCAGUUACAACUCCUCCUGUAUGUCUCAGUGAUCUUGCUGACAUUGUCUUUGUCAUUGAUGCAUCUGGAAGUGUUGGUGCGGGCAACUUCGAAACAGUGAAAGAAUUCGUCGAGGACAUCAUUGCCGAACUUAAAGUAGGCCAAGAUGAAGUUAGAGUUGGCGCAGUCAGUUUUGGAACCGGCGCUGAAGUUCAUUUUCAACUGAAUACAUACGACGAUGUUAUGGCCCUUAGGGAAGCUGUACGUGAUAUUCCAUAUAUGAGCAAGUCGACCGAUACUAUUGCUGGUCUUGAGGCAAUGAGAGGCAUGUUUUCGGUGACCAACGGCGAUAGACCAGGUGUGCAGAACUUAGGCAUUAUAAUCACUGAUGGGGCGGCAAAGACUGGUGAUCCUGUACCCGAAGCCGAACGUGCAAAGGCGGAAGGAAUUACAUUGUUCUGUAUUGGUAUACGAACCCAAGAGCUAAGUGAGGCUCAGGUUAAUGCCAUUGCAAGCGACCCUGGUGACAUAUAUGCUCAGUUCGUGGACGACUUUAGUGCUCUGAACGCGAUCGUUGACUUGAUUGCCGGGACUUGUGGAGUAACGAAACCUACUACACCGCCACCUUCUAUAGCAGAUGUAUGCACGGAUGGAAGAGCAGAUAUCAUAUUUGUAAUUGACUCUUCUGGAAGUGUUGGCCAAGAGAACUUUAACCUGACCAUCCAGUUUGUCGUCGACACCGUAUCCAAGCUUGAUAUCGGACCUAAUCUGAUCCAAGUGGGAGCUCUAAUCUUCCAUACCACGGUGGAAGUGAUGUUUGACCUUAAUAAACAUAACAAUAAGGCUGAUCUAUUGGAUGAUAUCAGAGAUAUACCUUACAAUUCCGGAUCUACUGUCACCAAAGAAGCACUUGAAGAAGUUAUGAGUAUGUUCGUUCCAUCUAGAGGUGAUAGGGCUGACUCGCAGAAUAUAGUUGUGAUAAUAACGGAUGGAAAUGCCAAAUCUGGAAGUCCAAUACCCGCUGCAGAGACAAUUAAGGGCACGGGUGCUAUUAUAUUUGCUGUCGCAAUCAAGGAGAGUACGGAGUUUGAUCAAACUGAGGUGGUGAACAUUGCAAGUAAACCAGAAAGUAAAUAUGUAAAAACUGUCACUGAUUUUGGCUCCCUUACUGGGAUAGCAGACUCUGUGGCUAAUGAAGUGGCUUGCACUCAAGAAAUAGAUUGCUCAAAUGGGUCGAUUGACAUUGUGUUUGUGCUGGACACAUCUGAAAGUGUUGGUGAAGACAAUCACAAGAAUCUCCUUAUGUUCAUGCAGAACAUUGUGAAAGAUCUUAACAUAGGGGAGAAUGCUGCUCAUGUUGGAGCUGUCACUUUUUCAACAGGCGCAUUGCCACGGUUUUAUCUUGGGGAUAGUUUUGAUAAAACAACCAUACUAUCAGAAAUUGGAAACAUAUCCUAUGUAUCUGGAUCUACCGAUACAAUAGCAGGCAUCAAUCUGAUGAAGAAUCAAAUGUUUCUUAAGUCCAAUGGGGCAAGGACCGGUGUCUCUCAAGUAGCCAUUGUUAUCACAGACGGUGCUGCUAAAACUGGCGACCCCGUCCCAGCGUCUCUGUCGGCUAGAGCUGACGGCAUCGUCAUAAUCACUGUGGCUAUUACUACAGCAGAAUUGAAUCCGACUGAAGUGAAAAACAUGGCAAGCAAUCCCGAUAGCCGGUACGCGUUCUUGGCGCCCAACUAUGCUGCACUUGACUUGAUAUCCAAAACAAUCGCUGGUCUUGCAUGUGGAACACCAGAUUACUGCUCUAGUCUACCUUGCAAAAAUGGCGGUUCGUGCACUAACUCAGCCAAUAGUUUGUUUGGUUAUAACUGUGAAUGCACAGCAGAAUUCACUGGGCAAGACUGCAACAUAGUGAAUGUAGUUGAAGAUGCCCAAGGCUACCAGGUGAAAUUGACUCUUGACGCUGACUACAACAAGGUAGUUGCCCCAGACAAAACACAAUUCUUACUGGAUAUGGAGAACCAGCUUUCUGAGACUACUGGCGUCAAUAAAGCAUUGAUUGAUAUGAACGAUGCAGAACCAGGGAGUGUUCUUUUGUUCUUUACUAUUUGGAGAUCGGAGGAUCCAUCAGACCCAUCUAUGUCUAAUGCCUUGACAGCCCUGUGGCUGAAAACCCAGGUCACUGACUACACACUCAGGGCACCCAAUGGUGAUGCCAUGAAACCAACAGACAUGCGAUGGACUCAGGUGUUCCAAACUACGGAAAUUCCGAUUUCAACCGAACCAAAAGAUGUUGUGUUUAUACUAGACAGCUCAUCAAACACAGAAUUCAGCGACUUUGAGAAGCAGAAAGCGUUGAUAAAAUCCCUCGUUAAUGAUAUGGAGAUCGGUCCAACAGCAACAAGAGUAGCAGUAAUUAGUUAUAGUGAUACGCCUGUUGUUAUGUUCAACUUUACUGAACUCAAAACAAAACAAGAAGUUUUAAAUGGAAUCGAGAAUAUUCCAUAUAGACAAGGUUCAACUGAUACUGCUGCUGCGCUAGUAGCAACCAGAGAACUCCUUGAACAGCGCAAGAAUCUUGACAAUGAUACAAGUCGAGAAGGUGUGGAACAAAUUGCUGUCCUGAUAUCAGGAAAUCCAUCCGAUACUGACGUCACUGAAGCUGCUGAUGAUUUGAAAGAACAAGGAGCUACAGUUGUAACUGUUACGCCGAACCAAGUCGCCAAUGAGCUCGAAAUGCAGAAGAUCGCAUCCGGACCAGACAAAGCAAUUGCUGCCAGUGGCUACGACAAACUGGAUGAUAUGAAGAAUGAUGUAACAAAUGUCAUAAAGGAUCCAAUAGAUGGCGCCACUACACCACCAUAUGAAUCAGGAUGCAGAGACAAAACAGUUGAUUUAGUGUUUGCGCUUGACCAAACACUUGCUCAAGAUGACUUUGACAAAGUCAUAACAUAUGUAGAAAAUGUUAUUAGUGAACUUGAUAUUAGUAGUGGAAAUACUCAAGUUGGUGUAAUUGUCUUCCAUGGAUUUGCCGAAGUAGUAUUUUAUCUCUCUUCAAACAAACAAGAUGUUAUCCAACAACUUCAAACAAUACCCACCAAGAUGGGCCAAGUGCCAGAUAUGAUAGGUGCAUUAACGCUGUUACGAGACAAUAUGUAUAAACCAAACAACUUAGGUCGAUCAUAUGCUAAUAAGGUUGCAAUAAUAAUUGCUGGAGAUACAUCUUCUAGAGGUGAUAUCGAAUCUCCUGCUGCCACGCUGCGUGAUACUGGGGUUGCCGUCACAGCAAUAGGCUUAGAUAGGAACAAUAUUGUACUUGAGGAGGAUCUGGAGAAAAUUGCAGGGCUCGAAUAUACUUUUAUGAUUGAUAGUACGGAUCAGCUCGGUGACAUAGAAGCCAACGCUAUUGAGGCAGUAUGCGGAACACAACCUAUAACGUCACCCCAGGUUGGUCUCCGUGACGACGAGAAGGUUGCAAUAAUUGCAGUCUGUUGUGUACUUGCAUUCUUCAUCAUUAUGUGCCUCAUCUACUUCAUCUGUCGGUCUAGAGUUAAAGCCCGUAGUAAGGGGCAACAGUCUCUCGAUGGUGGCAAGAGAUAUGCAGGUGUGAAGAUAGCAAACCCUUAUUACAUGCAGCAUGCCGAAGUAGAGGAUGAAAUGGAUCAGGAAUCACAAAUCAAAGGUGAUAUUGACCCAGAAAGCGCACGAGGGAGCAGUUUAUUUACGGAUAAAUUCACUGCGCCAGGAGGAAGAGUUUACAAACAGGUGGGAACAACUAGUGAUCUAACCAAGGAUAUAGAAGAAAAUCCCUAUGCUGCCAUAGCCGUUACUGGCAAGAACGAUGGCUCACUCAGUAGUGCACCAACCAGUCCAAUUGGUGAUAAACGUGCAAGCACACUCAGUGAUAAACCCACCAGCUUAAUUAGUGAUAAACCCACCGGUUCAAUCAUCAGUGGAAGGCCAAGCUCAAGGGCUAGCUCUACAUCGCGUAUACAAUAUAAGACUUCGUUUAGUAUAAAAAGUGCGGACAGUGGCGAGGGUACAAGUCUCGUGAGUUAGUAAUGCUGAAUGGACCAUGAAAUAAAAAGAAAUAUCAGUUCAGUAGAAGUAAAGCACAAUGAGAAAUACAACAAAAACGCAUAUGAUUUAUAAUCGUGGACUAAUUUAAAUGAACCACCUUGAUAUCCGAUGAAGGUGGUUAUAAUACGAAUCAGAUCCAUUGGGAGUGACAAAAUUACAAGUAACAUGUACAGUUGACCUACUAAUAUAUUCCUUACAAUCUCAAAAUAUAAAAUCUCCCACAAGAUCAAUGAUGUGUUAUAAAUUGAUGAAGUUAUAAAGGAUACCAAGUGCC